UAAACCCCUAAAAUUUAAACCCUAAUUCUAAGUCCUCUUCACUUCCAGUUGCAGAGUGACGGAGCCAUAAACCCAAAAACCUCCCAAUUCCCAUUUUGUAGGUAUAAAAAUAUAUAUAUAAAUAGACAAACACAAGAAGGCACAAUAUUGAAUAAGCAAAGAUGGAGGAUGAAGCAGUGAACAAUGUUAUGUGCCAAUUCACAGACCCAGAAGGGACGCCACUUGGAGCUCCUCUAUAUCUUCCUCAAAACGCUGGUCCACAACAACUUCAACAAAUCGUUAAUAAGCUUCUUAACAAUGAAGAGAAGUUACCGUAUGCUUUUUAUAUAUCGGAUCAAGAGCUUGUUGUGCCACUUGAAACUUACUUACAGAAAAACAAAGUUUCGGUGGAGAAGGUACUGGCGAUUGUUUGUCAACCACAAGCUAUUUUCCGAAUUCGUCCAGUUAAUCGUUGUUCAGCGACUAUUGCUGGUCAUGCGGAAGCUGUACUUUCAGUUGCCUUUAGUCCUGAUGGGCGGCAGCUGGCCAGUGGCUCUGGGGAUACCACUGUUCGUCUAUGGGACCUUAAUACCCAGACACCGAUGUUUACAUGUACAGGACAUAAGAAUUGGGUUCUUUGCAUUGCAUGGUCACCAGAUGGUAAGCAUCUGGUGAGUGGGAGCAAGGCUGGAGAACUUCAGUGUUGGGAUCCUCAGACGGGAAAGCCAUCAGGGAAUCAGCUUGUGGGCCACAAGAAAUGGAUUACUGGCAUAUCUUGGGAACCAGUCCAUUUGAAUGCUCCUUGCCGUCGCUUUGUUAGUGCUAGCAAAGAUGGAGAUGCACGCAUAUGGGACAUAUCACUAAGAAAAUCUGUUAUUUGUCUUAGUGGACACACACUUGCAAUAACUUGUGUAAAAUGGGGUGGAGAUGGAGUAAUUUAUACUGGCUCCCAGGAUUGUACCAUUAAAGUGUGGGAAACAUCACAAGGGAAGCUUAUUCGUGAAUUGAAGGGUCAUGGGCAUUGGGUUAACUCUCUCGCAUUGAGCACUGAGUAUGUUCUUCGCACAGGAGCUUUUGAUCAUACAGGAAAAACACAUUCUUCUCCAGAGGAAAUGAAGAAGGUUGCUCUGGAAAGGUACAAUAAAAUGAAAGGCAAUGCUCCUGAAAGACUAGUUUCAGGUUCUGAUGAUUUUACCAUGUUCCUCUGGGAACCCGCUGUCAGCAAACACCCUAAAACUCGCAUGACAGGUCAUCAACAGCUUGUAAAUCAUGUAUACUUCUCACCUGAUGGGAAUUGGGUAGCUAGUGCAUCAUUUGAUAAAUCUGUGAAGCUAUGGAAUGGCAUUACUGGGAAAUUUGUUGCUGCUUUUCGUGGCCAUGUCGGACCUGUUUAUCAGAUCAGCUGGUCCGCGGACAGUAGGCUUCUUUUAAGUGGGAGCAAAGACUCUACGCUGAAGAUUUGGGAUAUACGAACACAGAAAUUAAAGCAAGAUCUUCCUGGCCAUGCAGAUGAGGUAUUUGCCGUUGAUUGGAGUCCAGAUGGUGAGAAAGUAGCUUCUGGUGGUAAGGAUAGAGUAUUGAAAUUAUGGAUGGGCUAAGAUUAACUGAUGGGGACAAAGCUACUGGGAGACGGUUGAAAUGUUAAAUGAUGUAAUGAUUUGGCUGUCAAACAACAAUCUAUUUGGUAAUAUCCGAAUAUAUGCUGCAAGUGGUAUGCACAUUCUUUCGGGAACAAGUAACUGAUGUAUCAGCUAUGAGAAGGAUUCGUCUUUUCACCUUGGUACCAUAAUUUUGCGACAUUUGUCACAGGUGUUGCAGAGGUAGAAAUUUGGAUUCUAGCAUAUCUGUCACAAUUUUCAGGUCGCACAAACUUGCAUGGAUGUGCUGAAUCUGAAUAGAAGAUAGGUAAAAAAUGGCUAAAGCUUUUAUAAUGUGAACAAUUUUGCAAGAUUUUCAUCCUUUUCUUGUGUGUAUCAUUAUAUAGGCUAGAGUUGUGGAUCCACCUUGAUAUGCUGUGAAUGUCAAAACUUCGUGUUAGUUAUUUUCCUGAAUCUACAGUAUUGAAAUAUAGUGGAAACUUGUGUUAA
Messenger RNA from Populus nigra (black poplar), 2066 nucleotides. RefSeq names its product notchless protein homolog. NCBI's taxonomy places the organism in Eukaryota, Viridiplantae, Streptophyta, Magnoliopsida, Malpighiales, Salicaceae. The transcript is spliced from 13 exons. The coding region runs from base 162 to 1577 and encodes 471 amino acids. Gene Ontology annotation, cellular component: nucleolus. Gene Ontology annotation, biological process: ribosomal large subunit assembly. Gene Ontology annotation, molecular function: protein binding. The record is from RefSeq and is a predicted model, not a curated record.